GAUAAUGAUUAUUCAAUAACUGCAACAACUAUCAUAUAAUAGUAGUAAUGAUAAUAAAAAUGGUGAUGAUGGCGAUGGUGGUGAUGAUGGUAACUGUGAUAAUGAUGGUGGUGGUGGUGAUAAUGAAGAUAAUAAUUUUUAAAAUGUUUUUCCUGUUUAUCUUAACCACAGAUCACAUCGAAGGCACGGGGAACAGAAAGGCAAGCAACGACUUGCCUAAUGACUACGAGUUAAGGAUGGCCGAGAGAGUAACGGGAAAUCCAACAGGAGAACUAAAGAAAGCUAAAAGAUAGUUUAAAAACGGCGAGAAAAGAAAGAAAGAAAAGUAAAGAAAAGAAAGAAAAAAUGCAUAAAGGAAUUUAGGUUCACAACAAUGGUGAAAAGGUUACUGUGUAACGGGAUUUUGGUUUUUAGUUGCGUCUCAGGAUAAUGAAUCUUCCUCAUAAGUGAAAGAGAGAGAGGGAGAGGGAGAGGGAGAAGGAGAAUAAAAUGUGGCGAACAAGGCUGCUCAGGAAUCUCCAAAUCGGACGAAUGGUGAAUGAGAGAGAGAAAAAAAGUAAAUAAGAACAGUUAGAUAAGAUAUAGACAAUAGGUAAGGUAAAGUAAGGUUAGGUAGGACAUAGACACUUAAUGCACACGUACGCACGCACGCACGUAUGCAUGAGCAUAAUGGUACAAAUGGUCAAGUACCCUUUAACAAAAAUCAGAUUUUCUAUGCAAAUAACGAAUUCGGAAAUAAUCAAAAUCAUAUCAAACAACCGAUUGUAUCUGAACAAAAUAUUUUCAAAGCAGUUGUGAGUAAUAGCCUUCGAAGCAUUUCGAAAAUCGAUGUACAAUAAACCAUGUUUCUAUUUUGUGACUUGAUAAUUCAUCUUGGCAUUGCACACUUUCUUGCCUUUAUCUUGCAUUAAUUUGGCGGAGAAAUGUUACUGUUCAUACCCUUUGCCUUGCGAAAGUCUAAAGAUCACACUCAUUGUUUGGUUCAAGCCGUCAACAUCGACUAGUAUUAAAAAUUUUUUUUUUCGCCAUUCUAUACAUUUAUUUUCCUUGGUCGAGUUCCAAAGGUCUCGGCGAUUAUGAAUGAGAACCACUUACUUGUGCCACUAGUGUAUAUUGUCCUGUCGCAAUGACUAAUGUGAUAAGGUUUUGCUUGGUGCUCUGUACAAGAGUGGCGAUUCGUUUGUUCCCAAGACAGAAUUGUUCGGCAUUUCGAAGGCAAUUAAGGUAAUCUGAAGUCAAAUAUGGGUAUUUCGAGAUCAAUUGAGGGCAUUUCGAGGUCCAUUAGGGGCAUUUAAUUUAUGUCACGAUUUAAUAAAAAGAAUUUCCAGGUCAACUAAUGAUAAUUCAGUGUGAUUUUAAGGUAUUUCGAGUCGUUAAUUUUUUAUGAGGUAAGGUUUCCGGACCGUAUCACACGAAAAGUCUACCUUACAAAACCGAAAUGUGAUCUGGGAAUGAAUUUCGUGAAUUCUAUAUAAUGAGGGAAAACGAAAUACUUUGCAAAUGCUAAACAUCUUUCUAUCUGUUUUGAUGAAAUAUUGCCCCUCCAAAAGGAACAACACACGCAGUAAAUCAAUGGCAAAUUAAGCACAACGAUUUGCCUACCCAUUUCCACAGCAAUGCCGAAGCAAUAAAUUCUCUUGACAUCAAAAAAAGGUAAAAUAGCAACAGCAAUAUCCUCUUCAAAUUAUCUUGAGGUUAAUAUAAAUAAUCAAAUAAAAUAAAAGAGCGAACAGUAAAAGAGUAAGAACCACAUUCUCCAUUAUCCUGACAACUCCUCAGUGGGGUUCCGGAGCUAAAUGUCUCGGUUCGAACCCGCGUUUUGCAGUGAAACGAAUCAGUGUCGCCGUGCUAACGGUGGGAAGCGGAAGGAAGCUCUCUUCCAAGUCUGGUCCAAGUCUUUCUCAUAGAGUGGAAGGAAAAUGGGAAGCGAGUGAACUGAAAGGAUUUUACGUGUUUUUGUUACUGGAUGCGAGGGUCGGACAUGGGGAAGAAAAUGGAGUUUUGGACCUUAUUUCGAAAAAGGAGAAACUUAGCAGCGGGGAUGAUUUUCAUCUUGACCUUGGUAUCAGCUCAUCCGACUUUUGCGAGUGAUACCACAGUGAAGUCAACCAUAACACAAGCUUCAUCUACAACGCAAGUUUCAGCCACAACAUCGACUACAACUAAAGUACCACUCACAGAAACUUCAGCCACAAGAGGAACUCCAACAGAAUCGCCAACAACAGCAAAAACAGCAGAGCCUUCAAACGCAGGUUCGACCACCACAGAAACUGAGAGAACAAUAACUUCAGCAACAACACUGCUGCAGGAGAACAUAACAAGCACGGCAGCGAGAACAGCAGAGAUCCCGCUGCAGGAGAAAUACAGUUGUUUUGCCAACCUUUCAGCGUUACUGUAUGGGCCCCCGGAGACUGUUCGGACCACAGGAAAGAUUACAGAAACCGGUGGCCUUUGGGGUGAUGAAGGAACCUGCGCAGAGAUCACAUGUCCUGUGGGAGGCGUCUUCACGCUCUCCAGUAAAACCUACGAGAGUGUGGGCGUGUGUUGCCAGCAAGGGGCGUGGGUACUAGUCGAUCCUGCUUUGGAUGUCAAUGAAACCUUGGAUCAUCCGUGGGCUGGAUGCUACUCAGAGCGCGUGUGCAGAAACCACGUCCAUGUCGCCAGGGACACGAAAGUUACUUUUCCUGAAGAUGUGAUUGUGUGGUCGCUUGCGGGGAUGUCAAAAAUAGGCGUAGAUGUUAAUCUUAGGACAGAUGAACAGCUGCUUGUCCUGGGUCUCUCCACAAGCCACGUCACAUUCACGUGCCAUGACGGGCGGUCUCUCAUGUUCUAUAGUCAAGGAUACGCGCGAUCUGUGUUCACGAGUUUUGACACUUGUGACUUACAUUAUUCGAUUCCCCUUUGUGUUCCUGUGUGCAAAACUAUGGGCGGCUCCCCCUGUCGCUUUCCCUUCGUGCUUGGGGGCAGCGAACACCGCAACUGCACGGACCUCCUGCCCACGUCUGGUCCUUCGUGCAGUCUUGUUUACAAUGUGACCGCUGCCGCCGACCUGCAGCCUUGCGACCUGACCAACGAGACGAGUACUUGUGGCGGCUCGGCGGGGGAGGAGGCGCCGUGCGGAGGAGGUCCCGAAUGUGACGUCAUCGUCAGCCUAGACACCAAUGUGACGAUGAUCAGAGACCCGCAGCUUCUUGACGUCACAGCCGAUGAAGUCACGCCUCGUACCUACCGCGUGCGGGGAUGCCACGGAGAAAGUUUCCAGCUCGAGUGCGACGAAGCCGAUCUGAACCUGUGGGUGAAAGGAGACCGGUUCGGAAUCUAUUACCCUUCGGGUUCGAAACGCUUCAUGUGCUCCAGGAGAUUCGGAAUUGAUAGCUUCUUCGGCAAGGAACUCAGCAAUGAGAAACCGCAAAAUUACGAAUCGUUUUGCGCUGAUAAGAGAGUCCCGGCAACCACCACGCCAUCUGCAGCUACUACCACGCAGGGAGGAGGAAUGACUACCGACCGAGGAGACGCAGGGACGGCCGCUUCGAGCUCCACUGCGAGUGCGACCAACCCACAGAAAACGGGAAUGGCAACAACAGAAACGAAGAAAAUGGGCGCGACAACAACGAAAUUACAGAAAACGGAUCCCAGGGACGUUUCAUCUUUUACGGUGACUCAAGCAGAAUCAGGACCAGUUUCUGUCCGCUUUUCAAACUCAACAGCAUCAGGAACGACCACAGAGAGCGUUCAUACGACUGCAUUUACGACC
This is a messenger RNA of Penaeus monodon (black tiger shrimp), 3754 nucleotides long. RefSeq lists its product as uncharacterized. NCBI's taxonomy places the organism in Eukaryota, Metazoa, Arthropoda, Malacostraca, Decapoda, Penaeidae. The record is from RefSeq and is a predicted model, not a curated record.